This is a messenger RNA of Arabidopsis thaliana (thale cress), 1246 nucleotides long. RefSeq names its product F-box family protein. The coding region runs from base 111 to 1193 and encodes 360 amino acids. The transcript has a single exon. Lineage: Eukaryota; Viridiplantae; Streptophyta; Magnoliopsida; Brassicales; Brassicaceae. The record is from RefSeq and is marked reviewed.
CUCCACCUAACUUUUUUUCAUUUUUAAUUCAUCAAAAGACAAAACCUUUUAUUUGUUUCCUACCCUUUUUUGAGCCAUACCGAUACGUCUUCAACCACAAAAAAAAUCAAAUGUCGAAAUUUCUCCCGGAAGAAUUAGCCAUUGAGAUUCUAGUGAGGCUAUCGAUGAAGGAUCUUGCUCGAUUCAGAUGCGUCUGCAAGACAUGGAGAGAUCUUAUCAACGACCCUGGAUUCACAGAAACGUACCGAGACAUGUCUCCGGCAAAGUUCGUGUCGUUUUACGACAAGAACUUUUACAUGCUUGACGUUGAAGGCAAGCAUCCGGUUAUUACAAACAAGCUCGAUUUCCCCUUGGAUCAGUCAAUGAUCGAUGAAUCUACAUGUGUGCUUCAUUGUGAUGGGACUUUAUGUGUUACCUUAAAGAAUCACACUUUAAUGGUUUGGAAUCCGUUUUCGAAGCAAUUCAAGAUCGUACCAAAUCCCGGUAUAUACCAAGAUUCAAACAUUCUGGGUUUCGGUUAUGACCCGGUUCACGACGAUUACAAAGUCGUAACGUUUAUCGACCGGCUUGAUGUUUCCACGGCGCAUGUUUUCGAAUUUAGAACCGGUUCAUGGGGAGAGAGCCUACGUAUUUCUUAUCCUGAUUGGCAUUACAGAGACAGGAGAGGUACAUUUUUGGACCAAUACCUCUAUUGGAUUGCGUACCGGUCUAGUGCUGACCGGUUUAUCCUAUGCUUUAAUCUCUCAACACAUGAAUACCGAAAACUCCCUCUCCCGGUUUACAACCAAGGCGUGACGUCUUCAUGGUUAGGCGUUACAAGUCAAAAACUCUGUAUUACAGAGUAUGAAAUGUGCAAGAAGGAGAUUCGGAUUUCGGUUAUGGAGAAAACCGGAUCAUGGAGCAAGAUUAUAAGCCUUUCAAUGUCGAGUUUCAUCUCUGUACAAGAUCGUAUCUACGAUUAUCAAGUCGAAUUCGUGUCGUUUACUAGAAAGAACGAUCUCGUCGUAACAUUCACUGGAUACAACGAUCAUUUCGAGAUGGAACCUGAAGAGCGUACGAAGAAGAAGAUGUUCUUGUACAAAACCGGAAACGAGAGAUCUGAAGAAGUCCGGUUCUGUAACCCUCUAGCCGGGUUACGGUUUCUCUGUGAAUGUGUGGAGACUCUUAAGAUUGUUAAUCGCAUAUUUAUUUGACAAAAAAAAAUUAAAAUCGUCAACGUUGUGUUGCGGGUGCUACACGGAUAACG